Messenger RNA from Exophiala xenobiotica, 1689 nucleotides. RefSeq lists its product as uncharacterized. NCBI's taxonomy places the organism in Eukaryota, Fungi, Ascomycota, Eurotiomycetes, Chaetothyriales, Herpotrichiellaceae. The transcript has a single exon. Gene Ontology annotation, cellular component: nucleus. The record is from RefSeq and is a predicted model, not a curated record. Gene Ontology annotation, molecular function: DNA-binding transcription factor activity, RNA polymerase II-specific; transcription cis-regulatory region binding; zinc ion binding. Gene Ontology annotation, biological process: positive regulation of transcription by RNA polymerase II. Bases 1 to 1689 code for a protein of 562 amino acids.
AUGACUCUAUCGAUGAGCGCCGCAGGACCUGCUCGGGCGAAGAAGACCUUCUCGGGCUGCUGGACCUGCCGGCAGAGGCACGUCCGCUGCGACGAGGGUCGGCCUUGCUGUAGCAGAUGCAAGAGGGGCGGCUUCGUAUGCCGCGGAUAUGGUAUCAGACUUGUCUGGAUCGACCCAGCCACGAACGAAUGGGAACAAAAGAUUCGGCGCGUAGUGGGAGAGCCCACUUUGUACACCGACACAUCGCCAUCGAUGCAGGUUGAUGUUCCAAAGGCGCUGGACCGGCUGGAGCAGGUAAACGCCUGCUCGAUCGGUCCUUUUUCUGUUUUUCCACUUCAAGACGAGACGCAGCGCAAUCUGGACUAUAUCGAGGACAUGGAUCAGCAUGAUCACCAAAGCGAUCAAAGCCCUUCAAGCGCCUUGACGUCGCACACGGCCAAUUUUGACCAGGAAGAAGGGAGCGCCACCACUCUGCAACAGCUCAUCGCGCGCAGGACUUCCGUUGAUGCAGGCUCCACGAGUGUACAUCGCCACCUUGACCUAUUGCCCCGGCCUGCAGAGCAGCGCGAACUCAUUCACCAUUGGGUUAGCUUCGUUUCCUGGCAUAUGGUUCCUGUGGAUGGGCCGGAUAACCCGUUCCGAAGUGUGCUCACGCCGAUGGCUCUGGAGGGCUUGAACACUCCAUCGCAGGAAUCAAACGGCAGAGUCGCCCUUCUUCACGCACUUUGUGCCACAUCCGCGUUCAGUCGAGGACAGUUUCUCAUUGACGACAAACUCCUGACGCUUGCAAAGAAGCAUUACCACCUGGCUAUCUUGCACCUUCGGCACACCCUGGCAAGUCUGGCAGGAAGUGAGCUAGACGCACAGCGCGACUCCGUGAUUGCCACAAUCACAAUGUUCUCGGUAAUGGACAUGAUCACCGGUCGCUCCUCAGAGUGGCGGACACAUGUUGAGGGUGGAGCAUCGUUGCUGCCGGUGUCCGAAGGUUCAAUAUGGAAUGGUGGAAAGAGCUCAUCCAUGAUCUAUCAGUGCUAUCUUGCGGUCGCAGCACUGUGCAACAUAGACCUUCCCGAGAGCAUAGACGUUGAGUCAGGCGAGUGCAAGCAUUAUGUGCUCGACGCCUUCUUCGGCUUGACACGUCCAAUUUUUCAGAAUAUUGUGAAGCUCAAUUCAUUGUUGAAACGGACUCUAGUAGCAGACGUCGGCCCAGACGUGCUGGAUGAGCUGGAGAAUGAGACUCGCGCAAACCCGCCAGACGAUGUCGACUUUGAAAGCCUGAAAGACCCACGUAAACGACAACUAGCGUACCAUCAUGCGUUUGUCUUCCAUUAUGGUAGUCUCAUCCAUUUUGAGAGAACAGUGCGUGGAACCUCACCAUGUGCGCUGCAGGAUCUUGUGGCUCAAGCCAUCGAUCACUUCGAGGAGAUUGAGCGGCUAGGAGCAGACACAGUUGGAUGCACGCUAAUAUGGCCUCCUUUUGUCAUAGCGUGCGAAUGCUUGUGGGCCGAUCUGCAAAAUCGCAUGUUGAGUUGGUACAAAUCCAAACGUCGACACGGCUUUAUGAAUCUUGAAAUCUCGAAGGAUGUUGCACAAGAGGUCUGGCGUCGGAGAGGAGAGGGGCCAGGAGGCUUUGAUAUCCGCUGGCAGGACGUGCUGGCGGAUCUGAAGAUUGACUUCGUCCUUGCGUGA